AUGUUAGGGUACCUGAGAACUUCGCUGGUAGUGGCAGCUCUGCUUUUGGCGAGCGCCACGGCUGACACGCCUGCCAACUGUCUAUACAGCGACGUGCAGGGUAGCUGGACGUUCCACGAAGGUGAAAGAAACCUCGACAACAGCGCCACUUGCGACUCGUUCGAACCUGUGCAGACUGUGACAGUGGAGCUGUCGUACCCUAACGUGGCCACGGACCAGUACGGCAACGUGGGCACCUGGACGUUGAUAUACAACCAGGGCUUUGAAGUGACCGUCAACGGCAGGAGCUACUUCGCAUUCUCCUACUACACAUCGGACAACGGCACCGUGACCAGCAUUUGCGACCGCACGUUCAACGGCUGGUCGCAUGACGUCACGCUGAGACACUGGUCCUGCUACUACGGCGUCAAGAACUCGCCGGUGGCCAGAAAGGUCCACGAGGAUCCUUUCACCGCAAAGAAGCAGCUGAUGGAGCAGGAAGUCAGCUUCGUACAGCAGACGCGUCUGGUAAAUGAGAUAAACAGUGCACAGAAGCUGUGGAAAGCGAAAGUCUACGAGGAAUACCUGGGACUGACCAAUGAGGAGCUCAUUAACAUGGCUGGCGGCAAGAGCACGUGGCUGGCCCAGUGGCCGGAGCCUGCCCCAGUGACGGCGGAGCAGCGGCAGCGCGCCUCCUACCUUCCCAAGCAGUGGGACUGGAGGGACGUCGACGGCGUCAACUACGUGUCGCCCGUCAGGGACCAGCUGCAGUGUGGUAGCUGCUUCGCGUUCGCCGCGGCCGGCAUGCUGGAGGCGCGCAUCCGCAUCAAGACCAACAACACGCAGCAGCACGUCUUCUCGACGCAGGACGUGGUCAGCUGCAGCCCGCUCGACCAGGGCUGCUCCGGAGGGUUCGCUUACCUCGUGGCCGGCAGAUACGGAAAGGACUACGGACUGGUGGAGGAGGAGUGCAACCCGUAUGUGGGCAACGACACCGAGUGCUCCACGGUGAGGGAGUGCGACCGACACUACACGUCCGAGUACGGAUACCUUGGAGGCUACUACGGCGGCAGCAACGAAGUGCUGAUGCAGGAGGCUCUGGUGCAGAACGGCCCACUCGCUGUCGGCUUCAUGGUGUACGACGACUUCCGCGCCUACGAGAGUGGCGUCUAUAAGCACGUCGAAUCCACCACCCGCUCGAGCUUCAACCCUCUUGUGCCUGUGAGCCACGCGGUGCUGCUAGUGGGAUACGGAGUGGACGAGGCUUCGGGUGAGAAGUACUGGACCAUCAAGAACAGCUGGGGCGGCGACUGGGGAGACGCCGGCUACUUCAAGAUCCUCAGGGGGACCAACGAGUGCGGCGUCGAGAGUCUCGCCUUCGAGGCCACGCCCAUCCCGGCCUGA
Messenger RNA from Schistocerca piceifrons (Central American locust), 1383 nucleotides. RefSeq names its product dipeptidyl peptidase 1-like. Gene Ontology annotation, molecular function: cysteine-type endopeptidase activity. The coding region runs from base 1 to 1383 and encodes 460 amino acids. The record is from RefSeq and is a predicted model, not a curated record. Lineage: Eukaryota; Metazoa; Arthropoda; Insecta; Orthoptera; Acrididae. The transcript is spliced from 9 exons. Gene Ontology annotation, cellular component: lysosome.